Messenger RNA from Trematomus bernacchii (emerald rockcod), 2803 nucleotides. It is a transcript of the gene sirt2, whose product is annotated as sirtuin 2 (silent mating type information regulation 2, homolog) 2 (S. cerevisiae). The transcript is spliced from 16 exons. NCBI's taxonomy places the organism in Eukaryota, Metazoa, Chordata, Actinopteri, Perciformes, Nototheniidae. The record is from RefSeq and is a predicted model, not a curated record. The coding region runs from base 147 to 1283 and encodes 378 amino acids. Gene Ontology annotation, molecular function: histone deacetylase activity, NAD-dependent; NAD+ binding.
AACACGGACCGUGUUUCUGACGGACAACAACAACCGAGUGCUCGCCGUAGCAUAAACCAGGAACCUGUGGUAACUUCGUGAAAUCUGGGAUUUAAAUAAAUUGUCAAUCAGACCUUUGUGGUGAAAGCGUUUCAGUAGACGGAUAAAUGUCUGAAGCAUCAGAACGUCCUGAAAAAGAAGAAGAAGAAGAGGAAGAAGUUACGCCUGAACCCGAGGACUCGGACGACAGCAGUGGAGAAGAGGCUGCAGGAAACACAGAGAUGGACUUCCUACGUAACCUCUUCUCCAGCACGCUGGGCCUCGGAUCACCAGAGAAAGUUCUGGAUGAUCUGACUCUGGAGGGAGUGGCACGAUACAUAAAGAGCGGCAAAUGUAAAAACAUCAUCUGCAUGGUUGGAGCCGGAAUAUCCACAUCGGCUGGGAUCCCUGAUUUCCGCUCACCAGGAACUGGGCUGUAUGCAAACCUGCAGAAAUAUAACCUGCCUUACCCUGAGGCCAUCUUCCAGAUCGAUUACUUUAAGAAACAUCCAGAGCCUUUCUUCGCCUUGGCCAGGGAGCUUUACCCAGGACAGUUUAAGCCGACAAUCUGUCACUACUUCAUGAAGCUGCUGAAGGACAAGGGUCACCUGAGACGCUGCUACUCUCAGAACAUCGACACCCUGGAGCGAGUGGCCGGAUUAGAGGGAGAGGAUCUGAUAGAAGCUCAUGGAACGUUCUUCACGUCUCACUGUGUCUCCUGCACCAAGGAGUUCAACCUGGACUGGAUGAGAGAUAAAAUCUUUUCUGACGACAUUCCCCGAUGUGAUGGGUGCAGCAGUUUGGUGAAGCCAGACAUCGUCUUCUUUGGAGAGAGUCUACCUGUCCGGUUUUUCACUUCAAUGAAGAUGGACUUUCCUCGCUGUGAUCUCCUCAUCGUCAUGGGAACGUCUCUGCAGGUCCAGCCGUUUGCAGGUUUAGUCGGCAGAGUUUCUAAAAGUUGCCCCAGACUGCUCAUAAACAUGGAGAAGGCCGGGCAGGCGGAUCCUAUGCUCGGGCUGCUGGGUUUUGGAGGAGGCAUGGACUUUGAGUCAGACAAAGCGUACAGAGAUGUAGCUCACAUCAGUACAUGUGAUGACGGCUGUUUGGCCCUCGCUGAGCUGUUGGGAUGGAAGGAGGAGCUGACGGAGCUGGUGAAGAAGGAGCACGGCAGGAUCGACAGCCAGGACCAGAGAGAGAAGAGCAAAGGAGCGGCAGCCAAUGAGAGCUCUGCAUCUGAGGCACCAGCGGCUAAAAAGGAAGAGUAACUAGUAGUCCUUUUAGAGAAGCUACCAGAGGGAUGUCAGAGUUUCGCUUGGCCCUUAAAGAGAAAUCGUGAUACAAAGAUUUUGGUUUGGAAUUGAAGCUCAUUUUAAAAUGUCAUUCUGAACAACCUCCAUCUUGAAAUCACUGUGUGGAAGGACUUAGGGAAACAAACACAAGUCGUUUGAAAGGCUGAAGUCAGAAGCAUGGUUGUCUUUGUCUGAUGCGCUACCAAAAACACUUUGCUGAGAUAAAAAAAAUCAGGGAAAUAUCUUAAAUUAAAAAGGCCCUGUUAUGCUUUUUGGCUUUCCCCUCUGCAAUAGGUUUUUGUGCAUGUGCUAUCAAAAGGUGGCGGACAACAAAAAAUAGAGCGACUCUUCAACCCUUUCGUCCACAAUCACCUCAGGGGCACAUGUGAAUACAUCGAAUAUCCAUUUGAUCAAACAGAUCCAUAGUGAUCACACAACAUUAAAUUAUAAUAUAAUAACAAAUACCAACAUUUAACAAACCUCACAACAACAACAACGUUCCACUCUGUGAGAUGUAUGGCUCCUGCGCUGUGUUUUAAGCUUGUGUUUAUAUAUCAGUCAAUUGCACUUUACUGACAUGUAUCUACUUUCCUUAUUUGUUUUUUUGCAUAAUUUGAUUCCUCAGCUGUAUAUUUUCUUUUAAAGGCAGUUCACUCUAUGCAUGGUUUGCAAAAGACGGUGGCAGGGUAGAGUAUAGCUGGUGUUUGCAGAGCGUUAAGGUCAAAUCUACCAAAUCGUAGCAUUUGAAUCAUCACUAUGCUGAAUUAUAUAACAAAGACUAUACACUAUAAUGUCUCUUAAGCCCUUUUUAAACACAUCUGAUGGCGUGAUUUGGGCUAAGCCACUCUCUUGGUUUGUUUUUUCCAUUUAAAAUCACAUACUCAAAUCUGUCCUGUCGGUCAAUGACCUCUAAAAUAUUUCACACGAUGAACUUCCUGAUCGGAGAGCGGAGGUAGUUGUAAAGUUUACAGUUGGCUAUGUGGAAGUUUUAAAGUGUUUUAUUGUAUAUUAACCGUGUCUUUCAUCCUGACCCUCUGUUGGAUUUUUCUGUCAUUUCUUUUAACAAAAUGUCUUCGAUGCAAGAUGUGUUUUCAUAUUCUUAUGAAACAGCAAACUGUACAUGUUGCAUACAACAGUAACUCUGCUCUUGUCAGUCAAGAGGACUUUAGGAGGUCUUUGGUUGAUUUUUGAAAUACAGAUACGUUCACAAGACAUAAGGAAGACGUGACAAAGUUAUCUGAAUCUUGAGAAUAGAAGGCAUUAAGGAGAUAGUAUUUAAAAUGUUUGUUUACUGACACGUUGUCUUAACCAUGACAAUAAGUGCUUAAUUAAGGUGUAGUUAGGGGGAUGUUGUUUCAUGAAAAAUGAUUUUGGUUAUCUGAAUUGGCAUGAUUUGUCGCAUCAUGAGGGUUUGGACACGGUUACAUUACCAUCUGUACAAAUUAAUGUAAACCAGUUGAAACAUCCUGCAAUAAAAGUAACAUUUAUAAAGCUGA